Messenger RNA from Oppia nitens, 1002 nucleotides. It is a transcript of the gene MBD-like, whose product is annotated as methyl-CpG-binding domain protein 2-like. The transcript has 2 exons. Gene Ontology annotation, molecular function: DNA binding. The record is from RefSeq and is a predicted model, not a curated record. NCBI's taxonomy places the organism in Eukaryota, Metazoa, Arthropoda, Arachnida, Sarcoptiformes, Oppiidae. Bases 196 to 933 code for a protein of 245 amino acids.
CAGACUCUAUGAAUGGUUCAACACUUUGUUGAGUCUAUUGUUUUUGUUGACAACUCUUUUGAAUGACUGAAGAAGUGACCAAAAAAACUCUUUAUUAAUCACUUGUAGUCAUCAUAUGAUAUAUAUUACAAACAAAUCAAAUUGAUAUUUGUUGAGUAGUUUUUGCACAACAAAGAAGAAUAAUAUCUGGCAAUCAUGUCGUUAGCACUUCCCGAAGGUUGGACACGACAAGAGUUAAUGCGGAAGAAUGGUUUGUCGGCCGGAAAAAUCGAUAUUUUUUAUUAUAGCCCGUCGGGUCGUAAAUUCCGAACAAAGCCUCAAUUGGCCCGUUAUUUGGGCGAUUCGGUAGACUUGACCACAUUUGACUACCGAACCGGUAAAAUCAAUUCAUCGCUGAUGAGAAAAAACAAGAGAUCCAAAUCGGGUCUUAUGGGUUACGAUUACACGAAGAAUAUGCGUAACGAUUCGUCACUGAUUCCACCCAUACGUCAGACGGCGUCCAUAUUUAAACAGCCGGUAACUGUCAUUAAGUCACAGCCGGAUAGUCGGGUCAAGAGUGACCUUAAACACGGCCAACAAAACGAAAAGCCGAAACAAUUGUUUUGGGAAAAGAGACUCGAAAAACUUGAUGUCGAGCGCGAAGAGUUGGACAACUUUGAGCUGCCCAUCAAUAUGAAGCCCGUCGGCCCUCAUAUGACAAAAGAUACUUUACUCAGGAGUAUUGCUACCGCUCUUCACAUACACACUCAGCCAAUCACUGGCCAAAUGAGUGCUAAAGAGAAGCUCGAGAAGGAACCGGCUGUCUAUCUAAAUCCCGAACAACCAUUGGUCCACACAAUGAUCAUCAAUGAUGACGACAUUAAGCGACAAGAACUUAGAGUUCAAAGUGUUCGCCAAAAGCUGGAAAAGGCUUUAAAUGAAUGCGAAAUUUGAUUAAAAUGUUUAUUAUUAUUAUAUUAACAACUAUUAUCAUAAUUCGACUAUUAUUUAUAAAUUAAUUAA